Molecule: messenger RNA, 11935 nt
Organism: Nerophis ophidion (straightnose pipefish)
Lineage: Eukaryota; Metazoa; Chordata; Actinopteri; Syngnathiformes; Syngnathidae
Product: E3 ubiquitin-protein ligase RNF43
Exons: 9
Coding region: 1012-3408 (798 amino acids)
Biological process (GO): ubiquitin-dependent protein catabolic process; Wnt receptor catabolic process
Molecular function (GO): ubiquitin protein ligase activity; frizzled binding
Source: RefSeq, a predicted model, not a curated record
ACAAAGCUCAGUCAAGCGCAUGAAGGCGGCAGGCCAAAUGAGCAGGUAGCGGCUGUAAAUGAGAGGGGGGGGGCAUGGAGGUGCGUGUAGUACGCUACACUGAAGUUGACUAACUUCACAAGAGGAUCACAUGGAGUUUGGACCACUCUCCGGUGUCUGUACCCUGGACUCGUGAAUUAAUCCGACCGACCCAGAGGACCGUAUCCAGUUUCUCGUAACGCCAGCCCAGUCGCCGAAAAGUCGCUUCAACGAGAACCGACUAUUGGGAAUACCUUGAGUGCGGUUCACGUUCACUAAGGUCCUCGUUGGAGUUUAAGCGAGGAUAAAGUCGUCGAAUGAAGUCGUAAACAUGUUAGUGUUACUUAUAACCUUUUCGGCCGGCGUGUGAUCUGCCCGCGCGCUGCGCGUCUCCGCGGCGGCAACCUGGAACGCCGCCUCUGAAGUUGAACUUUUUCUCUUCCGCGUGUGCGCGCUUGAGCGUGAGAGAGUGUGAGAGGGUGUGUGUGUGUGUGUGUGUGUGUGUGUGUGCGUGCGUGCGUGUGUCGGUGUGUCGGUCCUUAAAAAAAUGUGGCGCCCUCGGGACUUGCAAUCACGUAACGCUGUUUGUCAACUUCCUUGCACUGCAUAUGUAAAGUUUCCGAGUGUCGCUGUUAGUGCGAGUUGUUAUUAUAGUAGCAUUAUUAGCUGGACUCGCGGGAGCUGCCCAUGCGCGUGAGGGACACGUGGAUCAUAUUUUGGUGACUUUAUUAUUUUAUUCCUUUUGAGUGAAUGUGUUUGCAUUGGGAAUACUCGGUUGGAUCAUCCAUUGGAGAUAUCGAAAGGUCACGCGUAAACGUUUGGAUUGUUACGCUGUAGGAGACGACAACAAGUGGGCAACAUUUUAAAACAUUUCUACAAGUUUUUUUUUGUUUUUUUCCAUUCUACCCCGCACCCUCCUAACUUUCUGCGGUGCUAUUGCCUGCCUUUGAAGUCCACCAUGUGCGGCCGGGCUCCGCCGCUUCAGCCGAAGCCAUGACCGUCCCCCGAUGGCGCCUGGCCGGCUUCUGGCCGCCGCUGCUGCUGCUGCUGGCGGCCCUGCAGGUGGUGCUGGGCCAGCCAGGCCUGGAGCCCGAGCGGCCGGGGCACCGAGCGCUUAUCAAGGUGACACUGCUGAAGCACGACCCGACGGGAAGUCCCAUCACUCUGGAAGGGGUGUUUGUGGGGGGGAGCGCCGGUUACGCGGAGGGAAAACUAAUGCAGUAUCACCCUCUGUCUCUGUGCAACACAAGUGAAGAUGAGCGACCAGAUAGUGACUUCAUCACCAUUGUCAAACUGGAGCAAAGAGGACCGCGCUGUCUACCGCUGCCGGAUAAGGCUCAGAUGGCACUGGACAAGGGCGCUCAGGCUGUCAUUUUCGAUGUCAGCGAUGAUGCAAAUGCAGCUGCUGAGCUGAGAGAAGCGGACUCCCUUCCACGCCCAGUCGUGCUGGUGGACGCUGACGAUGCCGAGGAGUUGAUGGGUCUGGUCAACAAGAACGAGGAAGCUCAAGUCUGCAUUGAGAUCUUGUUGGAGCAGCCCAAAUGGCCACAUUAUGACGUGGGCAUCCUCCUUACCGUUGUCUUGGCUAUUUUGACCAUCGUCCUCAUCUUUGCUUUUCGCUACAAGUGCAAAUCUAACAGAACUUGGGACACGGCCCAUCAGCAAACUGUCAAUGCCAUUAGUCGUUUGGAAACCAAAACCUACAUCUCCCAGGGCUGCUCAGGCACACAUCGCUCCCAUGGCAGCAGUUCCAACUCCGGCCCAGUCUGUGCUAUCUGCCUGGAGGAAUUCCAGGACGGCCAACAUUUGAGGAUCAUCUCCUGCGCUCAUGAGUUUCACAAAGACUGUGUUGAUCCUUGGCUGCUGGAGCGCCGCACCUGUCCUUUGUGCAUGCACAACAUCUUGGGGACAGAGAGGCAGCCACACAGGAACAGACUUCUGUCCAGUUCAGGACGAAGUUUCCUUCACCCGCAGCCUUAUAGCAGUCCACGAAACCACCCCUUCCCCCAGCAUGCCAUCCCUUUCUCUAUGAGACCCAACUAUCCUCGUGGACCUUCGGGGUCCUAUCCCCCUGUCGGUUACUACAAUGCGUCUUCUCCCAUGGACAGCCGAACGCUACGUUUGCUCACCAGCAGGCCUCUGGGCGCCCCUUGUGAGUACCACCUUCCCGCAGAAGGUCCCAGGAGGCCCCAGAGGACUGGCGGAAACUGCAGGACUUCGACCCACCACUAUACCCCCCGCCGGUCCUGUCCAAACUAUCGCUCAUCCUGCCCAGCUCAGCGUAGCACACCCAGCUCCAGGAUGCACCACAGCGCCUCAGCCAGAGUGGCCGCCCAAGGCCGGCUAGACGAGGGCAGCUGCUCCGGCGGCAGCUAUCACACGGACCGCAGCGGAUAUUUGGCAGACGGGCCGGCGAGCGACUCCAGCUCGGGGCCGUGCCACGGCUCCUCCAGCGACUCGGUUCUAAAUUGCACCGAUGUGUCCAUGCAGGGAGUUUAUGGCAGCUGGUCCACUUUCCGGAGCUCGUUGAGCAGUGACUACGAUCCGUUUGUGUAUCAUGGGCCGGGGUCUGGGCGAGCCCCGCGGAGGAACAGUCUGGAGAUGGAGGCCCAGGCCAGGCCCAGGUCUGUGGAUUUGGUGGUGAAUAAAGUGGGCUCCCCUGAGGAACAGCCACAGACUGUGUUCAGCCACAUCCACUACCACCGCCAUAGACACCACCACUAUGAGGAAGGGGAGGGCAGCCAGGGCUCAGAUGAAGAGCAGGGGGGCACAGCAGCAACAUCUGCACCUUCUUCACUCCCCUUGGACAAAGAUCCAUCUGUUUGCCCUCCUCAGCUUAGUCACUGCCAGUGCACAAAACCAGACUGUUCUAAUGUGUGUGGGACAGAAAAUCAGGAUCAGGACCCGAGCAGCUUUUCAGGGCCCUCUGUCCUGAUGUCUCCUGUCCCUAUGAAGCUACAGACCCACUGCUAUCACCAAGGACACAGUACCACAGCUCUGGGGCGGUGCUGUAUGCGAGACUCCCUCUCCACUCGCUUUCACCAGAGCUCGGACUUUCAGGAAGACCGGAGCAGCCGCGUCCACUACGGCCAAAGUUCAGGAUUCUGCCGCUCUCCUCCUGAACCGCACCCAGCCCCCUUUCCCGUACCUCUUAUUUCGGACUCGGGUGGUAUCAACGACUGGCCUUGCUGUGCCGAGUCCUACGUUGUGUGGCAAAAACGAGUCCAGGAGGUCCACCCUGAGCCUCAGAAUCUGGGCACCAGGACCUCCAUUGAGUGGGCCCCUUGCAGGUUUCACCAUGAACUCGCUGCAGAUCGCAACACAGACAUUUGUUUAUGUUGUCAAAAAAUAUACCAACAUCAGGGAUCUGAAGAGGAGUCUGGAGUGUGACAACUUGUUUUCACAAUACAGUAGAACCCGUUUAAGUCCACCUGAUUUACAAACCCUGUUUCCAUAUGAGUUGGGAAAUUGUGUUGGAUGUAGACACAAACGGAAUACAAUGAUUUUCAAAUCCUUUAUCAUGUUAGACCUCCCAAAGUUAGACCCGCUCGACAUCCAUUGCUUUCCUCCUCUCCAAGGUUCUCAUAGUCAUCAUUGUCACCGACGUCCCACUGGGUGUGAGUUUUCCUUGCCCUUAUGUGGGCCUACCGAGGAUGUCGUAGUGGUUUGUGCAGCCCUUUGAGACACUAGUGAUUUAGGGCUAUAUAAGUAAACAUUGAUUGAUUGAUUGAACCCAUAUUCAAUUGAAUGCACUACAAAGACAAGAUAUUUGAUGUCCAAAUAAUUAACUUAGAAUUUAAUGGCUGCAACACGUGCCAAAGAAGUUGGGAAAGGACAUGUUCACGACUGUGUUACAUCACCUUUUCUUUUAACAACACUCAAUAAAUGUUUGGGAACCGAGAAAUAUUUGUUGAAGCUUUGAAAGUGGAAUUCUUUACCAUUCUUGCUUGAUGUACUGCUUAAGUUGUUCAACAAUCCGGGGUCUUGUCGUCGUAUUUUACGCUUCAUAAUGUGCCACACAUUUUCGAUGGGAGACAUGUCUGGACUGCAGGCGGGCCAGGAAAGUACCCACACUCUUUUACUACGAAACCACGCUGUUGUAACAUGGGGCUUGGCAUUGUCUUGCUGAAAUGAGCAGGGGCGUCCAUGAUAACGUUGCUUGGAUGACAACAUAUCUUGCUCUAAAACCUGUAUGGACCAUUCAGCAUUAAUGGUGCCUUCACAGAUGUGUAAGUUACCCAUGCCUUGGGCACUAAUACAUCCUCAUACCAUCACGGAUGCUGGCUUUUGAACUUUGCGCCUAGAACAAUCCGGAUGGUUAUUUUCCUCUUUGUUCCGGAGGACACCACGUCCACAGUUUCCAAAUAUAAUUUGAAAUGUGGACUCGUCAGACCACAGAACACCUUUCCACUUUGCAUCAGUCCAUCUUAGAUGAGCUCGGGCCCAGCCAAGCCGGCGGCGUUCCUUUGUGUUGAUAAAUGGCUUUCGCUUUGCAUAGUAGAGUUUUAACUUGCACUUACAGAUGUAGCGACCAACUGUAAUUACUCAGUUGUUCUAUGAAGUGUUCCUGAGCCCAUGUGGUGAUAUCCUUACACACUGACUUCGGUUUUUGAUGCAGUACCACCCAAGGGAUCAAAGGUCCGUAAUAUCGCUUACGUCCAGUGAUUUCUCCAGAUUCUCUGAACCUUUCGAUGGAUUUUACGGACCGUAGAUGGUAAAAUCCCUAAAUUCCUUGCAAUAGCUCGUCGAGAAAUGUUGUUCUAAAACAGUUCGACAAUUUGCUUACAAAUUGGUGACCCUCCCCCCUUCCUUUUUUGUGAAUAACUUAGCAUUUCAUGGAAGCUGCUUUUAUACCCAAUCAUGGCACCCACCUGUUCCCAAUUAGCCUGCACACCUAUGGGAUGUUCCAAAUAAGUGUUUUAUGAGAAUUCCUCAACUUUAUCAUUUAUUGCCACCUUUCCCAACUACUUUGUCACUUGUUGUUGGCAUCAAAUUCUAAAGUUAAUGAUUAUUUGCAAAAAAAAAAGUUAAUCAGUUUGAACAUCAAAUAUGUUGUCUUUGUAGCAUAUUCAACUAAAUAUGGGUUGAAAAUGAUUUGCAAAUCAUUGUAUUCCGUUUAUAUUUACAUCUAACACAAUUUCCCAACUCAUAUGAAAACGGGGUUUGUAUGUUGGAAACCUGUCUUAUGUCGACCAACUCAUCAAGUCUUCAUCCACCGUGUUCGUUUCAUCCUUAAAAAGUGCUCUCUUGAGCCGAUGUCAACAUACAUGGUCAAUCGCUUUUUUUCAACUUUACAAUUUGAUAAAAAGUCACUCCUAUCUGUUAUAGUACGGUAUUAUUUAAUUCUUUACCGCUCAAUAGCAUGAAACCAGUUACACAGCCUUAAGAAGAAUAGACAGUGACUUCCUGUUCAGUGCAAAGUAAGCGUCAAAAUAAAAGCAUGGCAGUAUUACUGUAACAAGUCACCCAUUCAAAUUUAUUUAGGAAUUUUAGCCACUGGGAAAGAAAGAUUUGCGCAUGCUGUGUCGUCAAUUUAGUCAAGACAUAAAACGAAAUUAGUGCUGUUCAAUAAUUUUUUUCAUCACACUUUUGGAUUUGGAUUAAUCCUGAUUAAACAGGUUAUUACCCAUAUGCAUGAACUUAAAAGAGCCGAAUAUUUGGACACAAUUUUGUCAGAAUGUUAUCUAGAAACUUUUUUUAAAUGUUUUUAAAAUGCACGUCAUUUAUUUGCUUAACGCUUAAUACAUUGCGUGAUUAAUCAGCUGAUACACAUUAUUAAUGCAAUAUUUUUUUGUCAUUUAUUAAAAGAGUUAACUUAUUUUCAACAGCCAUAAUAAAAAUGUAGAAUACAUGAAAACUGAAAGAAUCAAAUUGUAAUUGAGGAAAAAAAUUUAAUGUCACAUUGUCUUUUUGUGACAAGUUAUUAAGGAGUGCUUAGUUUUGGCUUUGGUUCGUCGACAUAAGCGGUUGUAAAUCAAGCAAGUCCGAGGGGCGUCAACAUAAACGGGUUCCACUGUAUCACGCUGCUACUCAGGAGCCAGAAUGGACCGUGGAACGCUGUGGUAGUGCUCUCUUCUCUGCUGCCACAACAAGAAGAUUCUUUAUCUCAGCUCCUCCCUCCGCUUUGUCAACAUAAUUCAUGACAAAAAAGUGUCAAUCUUUUCCCAAGGUUCUGUGUUUUGGAUGAUCAGGAGGACAACAAUCACAGAAAGAAAGUGAAAGUGUGCCCAUUUUUUAGGACACAGGGUUUGGUUUUUGGUGUGCCUCCUCUCUUUUUACGACUAACUUAAUCGCUCACUUUGGUACUUUGUUCACUUGCUCAAUCUUCAUUUUUGCUGAGGGGAGCCUCAGUGGACAAGUCGUCACUAUCCUACCUCAGCUCACAUUUGUCUUGUCUCACAGGGUCUUUAAAAGGUACUGCUGUAGUUGUUUGACGCCACACCAACAACCUUGUCAGGUCGCUUGAUUCUCUGAGGUGUUCUCUGAAUUGGCAGAGCCUUGCAUUGGCCUUGUUUUCAAAACUUCAAAUCAUGGCAGCUGUUUUUAUCAUGAGUUUUGUUGUGGUUUGUCUGUUUAAGUUUUCAAAAUGACCGAAUUAUUACAUCUUAAUAGCAUUUGUUUUUGUUUUUUUACUUUAGCGGGAUGAUGCUUGUUGUUUUUCAUGCUUUUUUUUUUUUCUUUGUCACAAUUCUGCAUUGUAGCUGUAGACACACCCCCAGUGCCUUUUUUUAAUAACAUCAAGAGAAGUGGAAUAAAGCCACACCUUGUCCGCCUGAAAAACAUCACAGAAAAUGUUCAAACACUGAAAACCAAUUCAACGCACUUAUAGGAAUUGGUUAAAAGGAGUAUCUGGGGCAUGCUUAGAAAACCACAAAGUUUAAAGUAAGUAACAGAAUUUCGAAUUAGAAGUUCAUUAUUUGUCAUAAAGUCAAAAUAUCACGCAUAUAAAGUCAGAAUAUUAGCUGUAUUCCUACAAGGAAAAUGCCUUAAAUUUUAUUCAAAUUGUUAUAGAAGGAAAAAGUUGUUUCACAAGAAAAGAAUAAUGAUUCGACAAAAAUAGUGGAGUGUUAAAUAGUCAAAAUCUAAUUAUAAGGAUAAAGUUGUAGAGCACUUUAUUGUGAUUGUGUAAAUGUCAGUAAAUGUAAAUGUCCAAAUGUACUGUAUACUUCAUAAUUAUGUUGAAUUAGACAACAGAAAAUACUUUUAGCAUGCUGGAGGUGCAUCAUAAAUGAUCCAGAUGCAACAAAAUGCAUAUUACAUACAUGUUAUUUUUUAAAUAGGUGAUAUAAUUAUUUGGGCUGUCAAAAAUAAGUUAACGCAGGUAAUUAAUCACAAAAAAUGAUGUCACUAAACAUGUAUUAACACAGGUUAAUCACCCAAUUUAUUUUCUUCAUAUUCCAUAUAUAUUUCUUCAAAACACAUCCUAAUGAAUGAAUUGUUUAUUUUUAGCCAAGCAAACAAAACAAAAGAAUGACAUGAAAUACAAAAGAUAUAUAUAUAUAUAUAUAUAUAUAUAUAUAUAUAUAUAUAUACAUUAUUUUUACACCUACAUUGAAAACAUUACAUGUGACUAAUCUUUUGUAAAUGUCAAGAUUGGCUCAAAAGGGAGUGGGAAGAAGUAAACUUAUUAGGUCCCACCCCUAUACAUAUACAACAUAUAUAUACAAUAUAUAAUUCAAUAAUAUAUAUAUAAUAUAACUCAAUUCAGUGGUUGCUGCGUUGAUGCUAUAUAUUAUCUAUAUAUAAUACAUUUAAAUUCACACACACACAUAUAUACAUAUGUACACACACAUAUAUACACAACACACAUAUAUACAAUUUAUAUAUAUAUAUAUAUAUAUAUACAUAUACAUACAUACAAUACAUAUAUAUACACACAUAAUCACAUACAGACAUGCAUAUACCCAAAAUACACACAUAUCCAUCAUAUAUACACACACACAAACACCUAUAUAAAUACUAUAUAUAUAUAUAUACAUAUAUACAUACAUACAAUACAUAUAUAUACACACAUAAUCACAUACAUACACAUACAUACACACAUGCAUAUACCCAAAAUACACACAUAUCCAUCAUAUAUACACACACACACACCUAUAUAAAUACUAUAUAUAUAAUAGUAUAUAUAAUAAUGUGACUUAAUACUUUUAUCAAGUUUUGACCAAAUAAAUUGUAUUCUUAGUGAAAAAAAAAUUUUUUUUAAGUUUGUAUGUUAUUCUGACAAUUUGUGUUAAAAUGUUGAGGUGUUUAUUUUAAUUUAAAUUCUGCCAGCAAGUAAUUUACUGUGAUUCAUUAUUAAUCACAAUUUAAGUGUGAUUAAUUUGAUUUAAAAAAUGCAUCAUUUGACAGAACUUAUAAAUACACAUUACCAUUUGACAGCACUAAUCUGUGUAUGCAUAUACAUGACUAAUGCAAUGAUUUUUUGUGAAUAAUCACUAUUUUUGACAGCCGUUAUAUAUAUAUUUUUUUUUUUCAUACAAUACAUUUAGAGUUUACUUUUGUUAACACUUACAUACAUAUACAGUAUGUAUGUACGGUACAGUGAAGUGAAUUGGAGCAGUGGAACCUGCUUAAGUCGGCCCCACUUAUAUCGAGACUACUAAAAGAUGACAAAAUAUCAACAUAUAUAUAUAUAUAUAUAUAUAUAUAUAUAUAUAUAUAUAUAUAUAUAUAUAUACAUAUACUGUAUGUAGAUUGAACCACUUUGUUGACAUAGAACUAAAUUGCGACGUGUUAAUAUUUUCCACCUUAUCACCACUAAGCAGCAUGAAGUGUCAACAGCAAUGUAUUUACUGUUCAGUCCCUUCAGGAAUUUACGAUCGCACCAAUUCACGCAAAUUAUGUUCGACCUAACAAUUUCCAACUUCUCCGCGUAUUUUGGCCAAUCAGCAUCAUUUUCAAUGAUCAAAUUUGCCUCUGAGUGCCCGUCAACUGUUGUGUGUAGUUGAAGCACAAACAGCAACGUGUAACAAUAAAUAAGUUGCUCGAACGAUACAAUUCCAAAUCCCGCGUAGCUCAGAGUUACUUCCUUUUCCAAUCUAAGCGCUAAGCCUUCUGGGUAAUGUGCAAUGUAAACAUUUAGCAACACACCAGCGCCUUCAUUUCCUAGUUUAUGCAUAUCUUUAUGUUGUCUUUCUUAUCCGGGGUAAGACAAUUAAGAACAUAUUUUCAUGAGCAAUGCUGACCUUGCAAAGAAGCAGCAUUUACAUGUUAGAGAUGUUGAAGUGCGACGCUAAUCUCAUCGUCUUUAGUUUACCACCAACAACUACAACUGUUUCACAACAGUUCACACAUGCUGUUCACAUGUGGGGAACAUGUGUUGGAACAUAAAUUAAAGUUUAAGAUGGGCAAACACUUUUUGGCGUAAAACAAACAUGGAAAAAAGUCUGCAAUUUUUGGUCGACAGAGCAGACAGCAGGUAAUAAAAACACUUUUGGCAGUGUUUCGAUUAUUCGUCAUUUAAAAUAGUAAAGAAUUUUGACGAUGAGCUGAGUAUGUGCUUUUACUGCAUCUAGUGUGUAGUAAAAUAUCAAUGCAAUAUUUGUUUUAAUUUUUUGUUGAAAUACUUGCUUUGUGUGGUUUAGGUUACGAGUAGCACUUAAAGCAUUGCAAUUUGAUAAAAUCAUGUACAAAUGUCCGAAAAAAAUAAGCCUCAAAACAUUGCAUCUUUCUGAAAAAGCUGCCUUGAAGUCCAACAUUUAGGCGGCGACAAUCACAAAAACAGCCUGCAAACUCCUGGAGGGAUUGAUCGUCACAUUACACAGCAUGAAAGCAUGCACGCAACCUCCUGUUCAGUGCCGAGUAAAAACAUUUUUUACAUAGUUAGUCACCGAGGAAAUUUUUAAAUGCUUUAUUUUCAUUGUGGGGAAAACCUACAAGAGCAUUUCAACAACUGCUCUGUUAGAAAUAAAUAAAUGGGGAAGAUGAAUGUGCAGAAAAAGAGGAAAAUCAUGUCAGCAUAUAAAAACUUUGUAUCGUAAGUCACAAGUACCGUUUUUUUUUGUUUUUUGGAAUGUAAAUCGCACCGCCCGAAAAUGCAUAAUAAAGAAGGGAAAAAAAACAUAUAAGUCGCAUUUUUGGGGAAUAUCUAUUUGAUAAAACCCAACACCAAGAAUAGACAUUUGAAAGGCAAUUUAAAAUAAAUAAAGAAUAGUGAACAACAGGCUGAAUAAGUGUACGUUAUAUGACGCAUAAAUAACCAACUGAGAAAGUGCCUGGUAUGUUAACCUAACAUAUUAUGGUAAGAGUCAUUCAAAUAACUAUAACAUAUAGAACAUGCUAUACGUUUACCAAACAAUCUGUCACUCCUAAUUGCUAAAUCCCAUGAAAUCUUAUACGUCUAGUCUCUUACGUGAAUGAGCUAAAUAUUUUUAUUUGAUAUUUUACGGUAAUCUGUUAAUACUUUCACACAUAAGUCGCUCCUGAGUAUAAGUCGCACCCCCGGCCAAACUAUGAAAAAAACUGCGACUUAUAGUCCGAAAAAUACGUUAAGCGUGCAACAUAAACAGGUUCCACUGGAUUAGUCAGGUCCUUAGAGAGACCUGAUGGUUCCACACUGGCGUGUUUUUGGUUCUUUUUUCAAAUUUGGACCCAUAUCAACUUUAUUCUGUCAACAUUUAGUUUCUUAAAAUGAGAGUUUUACUCUCAUAUUGUGAUGACUUAUUUUCCUGUAACUUACCUCUUUAUUCCUGUGGCGUUUGUUUUCUCUCUGGCCUUGAGACAUGUUGGUAGUGCGUGGACGACCACGGUUCUUGUGUUUGAAAUAGUUUUUGUUUUUUUUGCAUGACACCCUGCCUUCAGUACGGUUAGCCACCAUUUGCUUUGCACCCGCCUAACCACAUCAAACGUGUCGAUACAGUAAAAAAUGCUUCCCCUUUGCACAUGCAAGUUGUCAGCUUCGUAAGCGUAAAGUCGUAUUCCGUCAUUUCUGUCGUUACUUAAAAGGAUUUUUUUCAUAGCAGUGUGACUGCAGACACACUUAAGAGCUGAAAACCGUCGAAGCUCAAUCUAACUUGUAGCACUUACAUUCAUCCAUUUUGCAGAAAGUGUCAGCCCCCUUCCUUCCAUUGAGUUACCUUACUUAGUAGGGAAGGGAUUCAUAUGGCUCCAUUUCUGGGUGGAUCUCUAAUUUAUGCAGUCAGCUGAAAAUGAUGGAAAGCGCCACUCUACAUAGCAACUGACGCUGUAGUCAAUGUUGGAUUUGCCACAAAACACAUUUUAAAAUAUUGAACACUUUACUGCUAUCUGCCUGUUAAAGGGAAUAGUGCACCCCUCAAUUUCGUCAGGUUUCAUGUUUCAGGUAAACCAAUAUGAAUCCCCUUCCUACUGUAACUGCUAAUCAUUUUUGGACAAUCCAUUAGGCAACAUACCUCACUUUGAACACAAUCUUGCAGCGUGUGUGUGUGUGUGUGUGCGUGUGUGUGUGCGUGCGUGCGUGCUCUGAAUGAGAAACAGCAUUCUGGGUGAUUUUAUAUGGAAAAAUAAAAGUGUUCAUGUGAAAUCAGUCUAAAUAGAAAAAGCUCAUCCAUACAGAAGCAGCGUAUUGCAGAUCUGCGGUUUCAUCCAAAACCUGACAUGUGCUUUAAACUUGCGUUCCUACUCGAGUGCGAAUAAGAUUCCCUCCAUAAUGCCAAGGGAUCCAUCUAUCAAUAUAUUUUGGAUACUUUGUAUACAAAAAGAGUAUAACACAAAUAGUGUUGUAUUUUAUAUAUAUAAUAGAACAUUUCAAUAUAGUGACUUAGUCACUGAUAUAUUUAUUUACUAAUAUAUUUAUCCGUUUUGUCCAGGUUUGAAAUGGUUGUUUCUGUAUAGACCAAUUUUGUUUUUGUUUUCUGUUUGGAAACCAACUAGUGCCAUUACAAAUGUAUCAACCUGUCUUCAUUCCAAUUAUAUGCAAAUAAAUUAUUUUGAAAUAAAA